UUCCGCAGCAAAGAAAAUAAACAAUCAAAUAAGAGUCUUAUCUGUUCAAUUCCAGGCACAGUUCGAGUAAAAUGGCCUGUCCUCCUUGGCUUCCAAGAUGUAAUUUUACUUUGGUCAUCUCUCGCCCAGAGCUCCCUCCCCCCCAUUUUUAGUGUCCCAUGCAAGCAAGGACUUCUUGUGGACCAGUGUCGUUGCCAAAUAAAUAGGUCGCACGCACCCUUGAGUAUGGUUGGCACGUGCAUUGUCAUGGGCUGCGCCUAUCACGCCGAUAUGACUCCCUUAAAUGAUGAGGGCGUGCAAUUCUUCCCCAUUCCUGAAGUAGACGCAGUCCGUCGAAUGCGCUGGCUGGCGGCACUCAAACCAUCAGCCAAGGUCAUCAAGGAUCAGGGUUGGCCUCCGCCUUUGGCCUGCGUGUGCAGCAGACAUUUCGUGCGAGGCAAGCCCAACUCGAACCCAAAUGACAUUGAUUUUGUGCCCUCCAUUCUCCCCAAUAAAGGUCCUACACCGAGGAAAGAUAUGACAUUGAAAAGAAUCGCGUUGUCGCCCCAAGUUGCUAUCAAGCCUUUCAAAAAAAGAGCCCCCGACUCUCUAGUCGAGGUCAAAUCGGAGGAUCCCGAUUUCGAUGAGUCGACCUUCGAAGACGUCAAUCCCAAAUGUUAUGUGUCCAGAAAGAACAAAUUGGGCAGUCAUCAGAAAUCCGUGGAAGUUCAAUGUAAGCUGAAAGCAGAACUCAAGACCGGGUUCAUUUUCCAAUCCAAAUCACUACCGUGCACCUCUAACUGGAGGAAGCAAGUCGUCAGCCACUUGGAAACGCAAUGUUACAUUCCCCAUGGCCUUCAUGAUCCCAUUGUGGGGGAUGUCAAUGGUCUCAGUUACAAUCCAUUCCUGUCUCCUCAGAACACUCCCGCUGUUGUUGGACUGCCUAACUUGGGAUUGGACUUGGUGGUGCUAAUGCUCAAGAAUUGUGUGCCAGCUUCCGGCGUUUUGAGUCUGGAUGAGCAGGUCAUGUUGUUCCUGAUGAAGCUCAAGCACAAUCUACCCUUCUCGUUCUUGGGACCCUUGUUCAGAAUCAGCGAGAACUUAUCUAAAGAGAUAUUUCUCGAAGUCCUGAGAGCGACGGCCCUCAAAGCCAUUUCCUAUGAAUGGUGGCACUCGAUGUCCAAAGUGAACUUUGGAUCCACUUUGGCGUUCAUGAGCAACUACGACAAAUGCAGGGGUAUCUAUGAUUUUAUGGAGAUCAUGGUACAACCCAAAAUGGUCCAAAUGGCCGCGAAUCCAUUGACCUUCCCCGCCAGUUCAAACUCUGCGGCCUUCAAGAUGAGAACAUUAAUGGUUGUGACUCCUUCGGCAAGCAUCGCCUUUCUAUCAGAGGCUCAAUCAUACCACAUCUCUGAAGUGGAGCUAGUAAAUAAAUCUGGAAUCUUAGAUCGACUGCACCCUGGAGACGUCAUACUUUCGGACGAGGAAUUGCCUAAAAUUAUUGAAGAGAGCAUGGGUAAAUUCGUGACAUUGUCACCUGAUUCAUCAGGGAGUCUUCAAGGAAACAAACGGGGCGCGUCUCCCCGUAAAUUUGUGCUGAAUUGUGCCCAGAAAAUGAGAAGCUUUCAAAUUAUCAACUACCUCGAGAAUGAUCUGGUCAAGGAGAUCGAUAACAUUCUGACUUGUGUUGCUUUCCUCACGAAUCAUUUUCCUGACAUCGAUAUCACUCCCAAGAAAUAGACACAUCUUCAAGAAUGACUUUGUC
Molecule: messenger RNA, 1744 nt
Organism: Tigriopus californicus
Lineage: Eukaryota; Metazoa; Arthropoda; Copepoda; Harpacticoida; Harpacticidae
Exons: 3
Coding region: 226-1719 (497 amino acids)
Source: RefSeq, a predicted model, not a curated record